This is a messenger RNA of Mercenaria mercenaria, 6965 nucleotides long. Its product is annotated as integrator complex subunit 1-like. The transcript is spliced from 46 exons. Gene Ontology annotation, cellular component: integrator complex. NCBI's taxonomy places the organism in Eukaryota, Metazoa, Mollusca, Bivalvia, Venerida, Veneridae. The record is from RefSeq and is a predicted model, not a curated record. Gene Ontology annotation, biological process: U2 snRNA 3'-end processing. Bases 50 to 6463 code for a protein of 2137 amino acids.
ACAAUUGCAACAACAACAACAACAACUCGCAGUUUACCGUCGGUUAAAAAUGGACAGGGGCAAAUCUGGACAAGGAAAAAGACCUAAUAAGGCGAAAGGUUCUCUCCCUCCUGGUGAUUUAUUUGCCCUAGGCAGUAAGCCUACCAAGCCAGGUGAAUCCAGCUUCCAGAAGAGUUCAUCAUCAGGAAGUUCCAUAGUGGAGAAGAAGUUGUCAGCUCUAGGAGAUAGAAAGAGAGAGUCAACAAGUUUACUUGCUCCAGGCGGAGGAGUAAAGAAACCAAAGAUCUUAGCACCUGGACAGACCUUUACACCUUUAGGGCGACCAGCAGACAGAGAGACCGAUAAACGUCUGUCACCAGUACCACCUGUUAGUCUUGCAUUUGAAGAAUCUUCAAUAGAAGUUGACAGUGCUGUUUUACUGAGUGAGAUCUUAGCAGCAGAAGACAGCAAUGAUUUUGAUAGGCUGGAGGGACUGCUUUGCGGAGCUGUGAAAUAUCUCCAUGGCAACAGAUCUAAGCCAGAUCAGAUUAUGUACCUGACACUGAUGCAUGUAGCUAAGGCUAAACCAAGUAUAUACAACAGUGAACUUGUUAUAGAGGCAUUUUGUACAUUGCUAAAGAGGGACAUGUCACUAAAUUUCAAGUCUAAAGGAAACAGCCUAGUGUCAGUUUUGGCAUGUAAUGUCCUCAUGAAAGCUUACAGUGAUGAAGACAACUGGCCAGACGAUUUUGUCAAGGUAUAUAUAGAUGAUGCUCUAGGAGAGAGGGUAUGGGUAGACAGGCCGGACUGUAAGGGCUUUGUUGACAAUAUUGUUACAGCAUUUAAUACCAACAUACCGAAGGGAGGUUUAAGUUCAGUUGAAGUGAAGACAGAGCCAGGCUCAUCAAGUCCAGUUGUGAGUAUAGGUGAAGAUGAUGAUAUUAAGAUGGAAGUGGAUUCUGAUAAAUCCUCUAGCUCUACUCCAGAAUUAUUACAGAAUGUCACAGUAUAUCCUAGAUAUCCCUAUCAGAUAGACAAUAUAGAGACCUUAGUGCUGGAGAUUAUACAUGAACAGUUGGUGAAAAGACAGCUGAUGGAUGCCUCGUCCAAAAGUCUUAUCAAGCUGAUGACAGCAACCUGUGGGUAUGGUGAAGUGAGACUAAUUGCUGCACAGAAAUUGGAACUUUGGCUUCAAAAUCCAAAACUAGCAAGAGCCUCCCAGGAACUAUUGAUGUCUGUGUGUAUGAACUGCAGUCAACACGAUGCUGGAGAUAUGGAGGUCAUAGCCAUGCUUAUCAAAAUGAGGAUGAAAACUAAACCUCUCAUAAACCACUACUUGGUUUGUAUCAGGGAGUUACUGGUUCAGCAUACAGACAAUCUGCGUAUGGUUCUUACACAUACAAUCUACAAUGAGCUGUCCACUACCAGGAACCCAAACAAUAUGGCCCUUAUUGGUGUCGUAUUUACCACUAACUCAGACACUGCUGCCAUGAUUCUGGCAGAGAUAUUCCAGGAUCUAUUGACAAAUAAGGAUGAUUAUGUGCGAGCAUUGAGAGCUCUGUUACGUGAGAUUGUACGAUCUUUGAGAUACGAUAUCAACUUCACAUCAUUCUGCCUGGCAAUAAUGCAGGAACGGACAGAACCCAAGUUUACUGAUAUGGAACAAGCUUUCAAGGAGAGAUACAUCUUGGCUGUAAUAGAUCUGGUAUCCAUGUGUGUGCUUCAAGCUAUCACCCCUGCUGUAAGAGAGGCAGUUGCAGCUCUCAACAGAGGAGAUAAAAAAGAUGUGGAUAUUAUAUACAACUAUCAGAACCUUGUAGCAACAAUUCAGCGGGAUGCAGUCUGGUGGCUUCAUACAAUCGUUCCAAAAUUCUUUGAACCAAAACAGCAGGAAUAUGUUUUCUGUAUGAGAAAGGUGUUAUUCAUGGAGAGUGGUGAACAGUACGCCAAGGAUAACUGGCCAGCAGAGGCAGAUAGAAGCGCCAUGAUUCGGCUAGCUACGGAGUGUCCUGUACUACAGGACACAUUAAUGCGUGUGUUGGUGAUAGGCCUGUCUCGAGAAUUAUCUCUCAGUCCACAAGAUGCUGUGGAAUUUGUGGACAUCCUUGUCAGACGAGCGGCAAAUCUGAAUGUACAAGGUGGACGACAAGUUCUGCAUGUGGAGAGAUUAGAGUUGUUUGAUGCCUUACUGAAUCUAUGUACAUACAGACAUCCAGAAAACAUCGCCCUUCCAGCUGGGUACACACCACCUCAGCUGGCUAUAUCUAACCUGUACUGGAAAGCCUGGACCAUUCUGCUGAUUAUCUCGGCAUAUAAUCCAACUUCAUUUGGAUUAGCAGCAUGGGAGAACUAUCCGACAUUGAAGUGUAUGAUAGAGAUGGUAAUGACAAACAACUACAAGUUUCCCCCACCCACUACUGCAGUAGAUGAUUCAGUAAUUGAAGAAAUCAGGAGUAAAGAAAUACAAGUAGCUCAGAAAGAGAAACAAGAAAUUCUUGAGUUUGAAGGUUAUCUUGCUGCCUCUACCACCAAGGUUACAAUUACUGAGGCCAACAGCCUUCUAAUUGCACAGCUCACUACAAUGGAGCCAAAUGGACCAGCCCGCAAACCCCCACAACAGAUAAUGGACCAGCUAAGAAGUAUAAAUGACUCACUGAGGAUAGGACAGAUGUUGUGUAGGAGUCGAAGCCCAGAUUUUCUGCUCGAUAUUAUUCAGAGACAGGGCACCAGCCAGUCAAUGCCAUGGCUAGCGGAGCUUGUGGAGUCAUCAGAAGGGUCACUAGAUGUAUUACCCGUGCAAUGUCUGUGUGAGUUUCUACUGCAUGAGACACAGGAUGUGGUGAAAGAUGGACAGGAUGAUGAAUCUAUCAAGUUUGAAAAACACAAGAAAAAACAAAAAAUGAAGAAACAGCAGCAGUUAUUGUCACGUCUACAGACACUUGUACAUGACAGUAAUGCUGAUAGCAGUACUACACAUGAAGUCAUGGAUUAUUUCUUGAAGAGGUUGGCAUCUACACAAGCUGCUAAUAGGGCACUUGCUACAAAGGGAAUGUCUAUGAUCAUCUCAAGGUCCCAGUUGAGUCCCACUGAAGAAGGUCCUGUUUCCAUGGAGACAGAUGUACAGCAUCAACAUAACUGGCUGCUUGUAAACUUUCCUGCUCUGCCAAUGUUUCCACAAGUGAAAGGCAAAACUUGUUCUGCCCUGAGACAGGCAAUACAGAUAGAAGCAGAUCCAAGUCUGGUCAGCGCUUACAUAAUGUUUCUGUCCAGACAUACCAUAGACCACACACUUCAGGAACUGGAUGAGUUAGCCCUUGAUAUAGCCCAACUUAUUGUUGAGAGAACGACAAUAAUUAAUUAUAUUCUGCCACAAGAUUCAGGCGUGUCAACUUCAUUUAGCCAAGACACACUUGAGGCAUUUAUUCAGCUGUUUGUCAAUUACAUACGAAAAGCAAAGGAGCCAAACACUGCUGGUUAUUCCUGGUCCAAUACCCAAGACCAGAUCAUAUUACAGUGGGAGAGCGGGGAAUCAGCCACCAUGCAUAUACUCGUGGUACAUGCCAUGAUAAUAUUGCUCUCAUAUGGACCUUCUCAUAGUGAGGAUUUAUAUAAGGAGCUGUUGGAGACAUGGUUCCCAGAGAAAAGCAAGCCACCAUCAGCUUUCUUACUGGAUACAUCCGAGGAAGCCUUGCUACUCCCUGACUGGUUAAAACUUAGGAUGAUUCGAUCCAGCGCAGAACCUCUUAUUGAUGCAGCGCUACAAGAUUUGGAACCAAGUCAGCUACUGCUGUUUGUACAGUCAUUUGGUAUUCCUGUACACAGUAUGAGUAAACUGCUGCAGUGCCUUGACAAUGCUGUUACCAUGGACGUUGUAAGUCUUGAACAGUCGGUACUGGACAAGGCUUACAUGGCACAGCUGAUAGAGGUCCAACAUAAAAGAGGGGCCCAGGGUGGAGACAAGUUCUAUAGUAUGCUAACAGAUGGGAAAACAUUGGAAAUAAAUAAAGAUGAUGAAAAAAUGGACACUCAAUCUGCAGACGACAGUAUGUGGAAAGGUCAAGGUCAUACUGAUGUUGUCAUGGAAACCAUUCCAGCUUCCCAUGUUGUUAACAUGCUUCUGCAGGCAUUUGAUCCUUCUGGCAGAAGAAGUCCAGAUACAGAAACUCACUUCAGAUCUCUUGUAAUGUCAGUGAACAAAAGGUCCUCUGGUGCACUUGAUGUUAUUAAAGGCUUUGAUGAGAUUUUACAGGGGUCAUCAGGUGCAGAAUUUGCUAAAUCAGUAAUACAGUCGACCAAGGCAUGCUCCUUGCUUAGAAUCAUAAUGGCAAAACAGAAUGAAGCUGGAGUGAAAAGCAGUUUAUACCAAGCUAUGGAGAUAUUAGGAAGACAUUGUGUUGGACAGAAGUCACCAAUGGCAGUCAUGGUUCAUCAGUACCUGGUAUCUCAAACCAAACAACAAUCUCAGAGACCUCAGCUUAGGUCAGAAAAACAGGAACAGUUUUUGGAAGACCUUACAACAGUAGCAGCCUCAGAUAGCAGUCAGCUGGAAUCUCUUGUUCGAGAAAGUAUGAGAUCCACAAUGAAAGCAGAUGGCACAAUAUCUACAACACGGGUGGCGUGUAGUGUAUUGCUGAGAGACAAGACACAGUCUAACAGUGGCACAAUGUUACCUUCUACCUGUGCCUUGUUUGUUGACUGGUUAGAAUUACUUGAUCCAGAGGUCAUUAGAAUGGUUCCAGACUUACAAGAAAAGUUGUUAUUUGCGAAACAAUCAGUGUCACAGUCUAGCCAGAGAAGAGAACACAGUAGUCAGCCAUAUUUACUGGCACUGCUGACCCACCAGUCUAGUUGGAGCACACUGAAUAGAUGUAUUAACUCCUUGUUGUCCAGUUGUGAUAAAGGUUAUGAUCCUGUGUCAGUGCUUGACUUUCUGUGGGCGUGUAUACAUGUACCUAAGAUCUGGCAGGGCAGAGAGAGAAAACUUCCUAAGAACCAGAGUCCAGAGGAUGUUUUAUGUUUGACUGGUUCUCAGUUGGUCAUACUUGUCAGCUAUAUCAUUCAAGAGGCAACUAGUCAGUCAUGUGAUUCUGAAUCAGCCAAUGAGAUUCCAUUCACUAUGAGGAACAGGAUAGAAUUACUAAAGGCCUGUGUAUGUGGUGACCAAGAUAAAGUCAAAAAUUUGGUGCUUUAUAUAGAAAGGAUGCUGAAACUUAAAAGCAGCAACAUUCACCUAUAUGAGGCAUUUCUGUUGGAGUUAUACCUACAGUACCCAUUCCUGUCAGCAUGGUUGUCAGAUUCUAGAUGUGUCACUUCGGAGGCUCUAAACACUCAUAAUUCACAAACUCAGGUAACCUAUAGAUUCUUGAAGUGUCACUUCAGAGAUUCUAGAAGUGUCACCUCAGAGGCUCUAAACACUCAUAAUUCACAAACUCAGAUGGACUUGAUAACACACAGAUUGAUAACAGGAUUAUACCAAGGCAGUAGAAGUAAGAGAAAUGAUAACAGAAUGGCUGAUGUAAACAUAGCUUGUAGGAAACUUGCUGCAGAACAUCCCGUACUUGUUCUAAGGCAGUUGCCAGCAAUAGUUGCCUUAUUGAAGGGUAAGACACAGUUUACAUUUGCUGAGUUCAAACAGAGAAACUUGCUGAUGUUAUAUAUCAACAUUCUUGGAAUCCUUGAACUUUUACAGCCGAGUAUAUUCUACAGAGAACAUUCAACAUUAAACAGUAUAUUGGAGGAAUAUUUUAGUCUACUUACUGCCUAUAGUUGUAAUACAAACAAACAGAUGGCUCCAUUGAUUGUUAAACUAGUGAAGAUGUUGAAUGAUUAUGUGAACCAUGAUUGUCAGAGAGCCAACAGUCUUUUACAGAAACAUGUUCUUCUUCUUACGAAUGUCUCAUCACAGUUUCCAGAUUUGUCUCCCUUGAAAUCUCUGCUUGCUGGACUGACACUUCCACGGCAUAGUCAGGAAGAUGUUGAGGGUACAGCUGUGGAAACAGGGUCAGUUGCCUACCCUGUGAGACCUGCAUCACCGUGGGCAGCUUCCCAUCUUGCUCCUUUCUUGCAGAAAAUCAAGAAAGAUAACUCUGAUGAGGUAUUAAUGGUGCUACAAGAUUUAGAUGAGUCAUCAAAGAGAAAAGUUGAAAUUUUGGAACAUUUUGUAGAUGACUUAAAGAGAUUAAUGCUAACUCACAAUGACCAGAGCAGGAAUACAGCAUUUGAACUUGCAAAGAGACAUAUCAAACAAAAUCCGAAGAAAGCAGUAGAUUUUGUACCUGCUUUUCUACAUUGUCUAGAGAGUGAGAACCCAGAUAUCAUCACCUCAGCUCUCACAAACUUAGCUGAGUUUACCCUUCUAUGUCAAGACUACGCUGAUGUGAUCUUACAAAAGGCCUUGUCUGCAGGUAUCAACACAUCUAUUGAAACGAGUUCCUACAUUAGUGAGAGCUUACAGCUGCUUAACCUUGACCUUGCCUCAGUUUGACAGUGGAUUCACUUUGACAUUGUCUCAGAUUGACAAAGGAUUCACCUUGACAGUUUCACCAUGAUAAAGCAUAAAUGUUGACAAAGCCUCAGACUUAAAGGAAUUCACCUUGAGAACUAGCUGUGAUGAACUUGGAGUUGAUCUUGCCUUUGUGUUGCACAAGGUUAUCAGUCUGACAAUAAAAUUCAUUUACCUUACUAAGAGCAGACCGUAAAUUUGAAUUCUGAAUGUUGACCCCAAUAUUUACAUAUAUAGAUAUAUUCAAAGCUAUGAGAACAGUGUAUGUAGUCAUUUGGACUAACGUCACUUUAAUGACAUAGGCUGUUAUAACUGGGUGUAAUUCUUACAGUGACAAAAGAACACUAAAAGUGCCAUUUGUGACAGAUAAAGUAUUGUUAUUUACACUGUUACUGAUUCAUUAUACUUUACUUUGUCAUUCAUUACUCAUCCAUUUGUACUUUCAUCACCACUUAGUGAACACAUUAAAGCUAAUGAUAAUAUA